AUACAGAUGACCCACCAAGAAUCACUCAGAACCCGGUCAUCAAUGGGAAUGUAGCCCUGAGUGAUGGGCACAGCAAUGCAGAGGAAGACAUGGAGGACGGGGAGUAACGGGGCAGUUGAAAGAAACCAUCAGGCACGGGCUGCACCACCAGAAGGACUGCUGUUCAGACCUCCUGCCAAAAGUUCAGCCUCCAUGCGAAACUGCAGCCGCAGUUGAGAGUUCUCUCACAGUGCGGUUUACCCCUGGCAGCUGGCUGAGGCAAUUUCUGAGGAAGACACCAGUUGGCGCUCCGAGGCAACUUUUCAGUUCACUGUCGAGCGCUUCAGCAGACUGAGUGAGUCGGUCCUUAGCCCUCCGUGUUUUGUGCGAAAUCUGCCAUGGAAGAUUAUGGUGAUGCCACGCUUUUAUCCAGACAGACCUCACCAAAAAAGCGUAGGAUUCUUUCUCCAGUGCAAUGCUGAAUCUGACUCCACGUCGUGGUCCUGUCAUGCACAAGCAGUGUUGAAGAUAAUAAAUUACAGGGACGAUGACAAAUCAUUCAGCCGUCGAAUCAGUCACUUGUUCUUCCACAAGGAGAAUGACUGGGGAUUCUCUAAUUUUAUGGCCUGGAGUGAAGUGACUGAUCCUGAGAAAGGAUUUAUAGACGAUGAUAAAGUCACCUUUGAAGUUUUCGUACAGGCGGAUGCUCCCCAUGGAGUUGCGUGGGACUCAAAGAAGCAUACGGGCUAUGUCGGCUUAAAGAAUCAGGGAGCUACGUGUUACAUGAACAGCCUGCUGCAGACUUUGUUUUUCACAAAUCAACUAAGAAAGGCUGUGUACAUGAUGCCAACGGAGGGUGAUGACUCCUCCAAAAGCGUCCCCUUGGCUCUGCAGAGAGUGUUCUAUGAGCUGCAGCACAGCGACAAGCCUGUUGGAACAAAGAAGCUCACCAAGUCAUUCGGGUGGGAAACGUUAGAUAGCUUCAUGCAACACGACGUUCAAGAGCUUUGUCGAGUGUUGCUUGAUAAUGUGGAAAAUAAGAUGAAAGGCACAUGUGUAGAAGGCACCAUUCCAAAGUUAUUCAGAGGCAAAAUGGUGUCUUACAUUCAGUGCAAAGAAGUGGAUUACCGUUCUGAUAGGAGAGAAGAUUAUUAUGAUAUCCAGCUAAGUAUAAAAGGAAAGAAAAAUAUAUUUGAAUCGUUUGUGGAUUAUGUGGCUGUAGAACAACUAGACGGUGACAACAAGUACGACGCUGGGGAACACGGCCUGCAGGAAGCAGAGAAAGGUGUGAAAUUCUUAACUUUGCCACCAGUGUUACACCUGCAACUGAUGAGGUUUAUGUAUGACCCUCAGACGGACCAAAACAUCAAGAUCAACGAUAGGUUUGAGUUUCCAGAACAAUUACCACUUGAUGAAUUUUUGCAAAAAACAGACCCCAAGGACCCUGCAAAUUAUAUUCUCCAUGCAGUCCUGGUUCACAGUGGAGAUAAUCAUGGUGGACAUUACGUGGUUUACCUAAACCCCAAAGGGGAUGGCAAAUGGUGUAAAUUUGAUGAUGACGUCGUAUCCAGGUGUACUAAAGAAGAAGCUAUUGAGCACAAUUAUGGGGGUCACGAUGAUGACCUGUCUGUUCGACACUGCACAAAUGCCUAUAUGUUAGUGUACAUCAGGGAAUCAAAGCUGAGCGAAGUGUUACAAGCUGUCACCGACCAUGAUAUCCCUCAGCAGUUGGUGGAACGGUUGCAAGAAGAGAAAAGGAUCGAGGCCCAGAAGCGGAAGGAACGGCAGGAAGCCCAUCUCUACAUGCAAGUGCAGAUAGUCGCAGAGGACCAGUUUUGUGGCCACCAAGGAAAUGACAUGUACGAUGAGGAGAAAGUAAAGUACACCGUGUUCAAGGUUUUGAAGAACUCGUCCCUCGCAGAGUUUGUUCAGAGCCUCUCUCAGACCAUGGGAUUUCCACAAGAUCAAAUUCGACUAUGGCCUAUGCAAGCAAGGAGUAAUGGAACAAAGCGACCAGCAAUGUUAGAUAAUGAAGCUGACGGCAAUAAAACAAUGAUUGAAUUGAGUGAUAAUGAAAACCCUUGGACAAUAUUCCUGGAAACAGUUGAUCCUGAGCUGGCUGCUAGUGGAGCAACAUUGCCCAAGUUUGAUAAAGAUCAUGAUGUAAUGUUAUUUUUGAAGAUGUAUGAUCCUAAAACACGGAGCUUGAAUUACUGUGGACAUAUCUACACACCCAUAUCCUGUAAAAUACGUGACUUACUCCCAGUUAUGUGUGACAGAGCAGGAUUUAUCCAGGAUACUAGCCUUAUCCUCUAUGAGGAAGUUAAGCCGAACUUAACAGAGAGAAUUCAGGACUACGAUGUAUCUCUUGAUAAAGCCCUUGAUGAGCUGAUGGAUGGUGACAUUAUUGUGUUUCAGAAGGAUGACCCUGAAAACGAUAACAGUGAAUUACCCACUGCAAAAGAAUAUUUCAGAGAUCUCUACCACCGUGUCGAUGUCAUCUUCUGUGAUAAAACAAUCCCCAAUGACCCUGGGUUUGUGGUUACGUUAUCAAAUAGGAUGAAUUAUUUUCAGGUUGCAAAGACAGUUGCACAGAGGCUCAACACAGAUCCCAUGCUGCUGCAGUUUUUCAAGUCUCAAGGUUACAGAGAUGGCCCUGGUAACCCUCUUAGACAUAAUUAUGAAGGUACUCUAAGAGAUCUUCUACAAUUCUUCAAGCCAAGACAACCUAAGAAACUUUAUUAUCAGCAGCUGAAGAUGAAAAUCACAGACUUUGAGAACAGGAGAAGUUUUAAGUGUAUAUGGUUAAACAGCCAAUUUAGGGAAGAGGAAAUAACACUAUACCCAGACAAGCAUGGCUGUGUCCGGGACCUGUUAGAAGAAUGUAAAAAGGCCGUGGAGCUUGGUGAUAAAGCAUCAGGGAGACUUAGGCUGCUAGAAAUUGUGAGCUACAAAAUCAUUGGUGUGCAUCAGGAGGAUGAGCUAUUGGAGUGUCUGUCCCCCGCGACAAGCCGGACGUUUCGAAUAGAGGAAAUACCUUUGGACCAGGUAGACAUAGAUAAGGAGAAUGAGAUGCUAAUCACAGUGGCGCAUUUCCACAAAGAGGUGUUUGGGACUUUUGGAAUUCCAUUUUUGCUGAGGAUACACCAGGGCGAGCAUUUCAGAGAAGUGAUGAAGCGAAUUCAGAGCCUGCUGGAUAUCCAGGAAAAGGAGUUUGAGAAGUUUAAAUUUGCAAUUGUCAUGAUGGGCCGGCACCAGUACAUCAAUGAAGAUGAAUAUGAAGUGAAUUUGAAGGACUUUGAGCCACAACCUGGUAACAUGUCUCAUCCUCGGCCUUGGCUAGGGCUCGACCACUUCAACAAAGCCCCAAAGAGGAGUCGCUACACUUACCUUGAAAAGGCAAUUAAAAUCCACAACUGACUUCCUUCCCGUGUCCAAGGCGAGGGACAGCUCGUGGGUGUGUGCCCUUUUUAACAGCCGUAGAACUUUGGUGCACGUGCACUCUAGCCCAAGUCUCCAGCAAGAGGAUUUGCUGCUGAUGUUAAUUUUAUUUUGUUGAGGCUGUUCAGUUUGGCUUCUCUGUAUCUAUUGACUGCCCUUUUUGAGCAAAAUGAAGGUGUUUUUAUAAAGCUUGGAUGCCAAUGAGAGUUAUUUUAUGGUAACCACAAUGCAAGGCAACCAUCAGCAUCACGGGAGAAGAGAUUCCUAGGAUGCGAGUCCCUGGCAGAGGCGUCCGGUUGGUGCAGACAGCCUGGCCCCUGCCCGGGUCCUGCACAGCUCUGCAGUCAGAGCUAGUCAGGCCCAUGUGUAGGCUCGUCCAACUCUUCCUUCAGUUAGACUUUGAGUGAUCAGUGCACAUCUGUAAAGGCAAACCAGAGAAACCACCCUACGCAAAGCACUCUGCUUCACUGUGUGUGCUGCUGGCCCUUUCUGGGCUUCCUCUCCUCAGCUGCCUUGGGGUGUUUUUAAUAAACAUCUCAGUUCGGCAGCCAUUGGCAAAGUGGAUACACUGAGUUAAGUCCUGACAGCUAGGGGUCUUUUUAUACAUGGAGAACAUUGUUAGAUACAUACAAUUAAGGUUUACUCUGUUGCCUCUUGGCAAACAUAAUGAUCUGAGCAGGUGAAAGAAUCACUCUAGGUUUCUGUGAGGAUGGAGUGGAUGAGCAGCAAAGGAGAGCGCCUUUUAGCAAGAGCGCAUGCUCGCUAGUGGUUAGUAAGCUGUUGACUUUGUAAAAAAGAUAAAAGAAAAACAGGAAAAAAAAGGAAAAUUAAAUUGUAUAUUUAAUGAAUGAAACCUGUACAAUUUGCCCCUGGGAGGAGGUCUUUUCUGUUGGGUGAGUGCAAGUGAACUUGGCCGACUUGGACACUCUGUGUGUAGCUUUAUUUGAGUCCUCUCUUCGUCCUUUUGUUGGAGCUAAUGCCAGCUGCGUGUCUAGUUUUGAGUGCAAAUAGAAUCAGCAAGCCACACCUCUUUUCCCUCCCUCCCCAGUACUUCCGUUUGUUUCUGUAGCAGCAGUGUACACCAACUCUCCUGUAUAUUGCCUUUUUGCUGGAAAAUGUUGUAUGUUGAAUAAAAUUUUCUAUAAAAAUUAUAACCCAGUGAGUGCUGUGGAAGCCGAGGACGAGUAUCCUCUCCCUGGAAACAGGCCUGGGAGCCUUGCAUUGAGUCAGGGGUUCAACCACUAUGUAUUUUUCUUAGAUAUUGGAUUUUUCCUUUGGGUGGCAGUUUUUUUUGUCUUGCACUGCAGGCCUAGAACAUGCUAUGUAGACCAGACUGGUCUUGAACUCAGAGAUCCACCUGCCUCUGCCUCCCAAGUGCUGGGCUCAAAGGUGUGAACCACCACCCCUGGCUUCAGUUUGGUUUUGGCCUCUAACAUUUGAGCUUGAGAAACAAAGUUUUUGUAAGGCAUCGAGGCACAGGCCUCUGGUCCUAACAGUCAGCCAACCUGUGCUCCAUAGCUCCUGUCCAGAGUUUGGGGUGUAACUGAUGGUGGAGUACUUGCCUGGUGUAUGCAAGGCCCUGGGCUUCAUCCCUCAGGAUCUAAGGAAAACCCAAGAGUCCUCACUGGGACUGCGGAGAUUGGAGGUCUCUGGCUGAGCUGUCCACAGGAGGGUAUCGCUGGCCUGGUUCUGAGCCACCUGCACGCUGGCUUCCAAUUUCCUUUUGCACUAUGAAUUGUGUGCCUUCCAAUAACUUGUGUUGUACAGAUCAGUGGGAUAGGGAGCAGAUCAUGGGGGCCCUGAAGGCCUUGAUCCUGUUGUGCCCUUUGGCCUUUUACAAACGAGAAGUUACUGGCGGUUAUAGGCAAGGCAAUGAGGACUGCUCACCCAGUGUCGGCCUUGUUUGAGGGCUUGUUGGGGCUGGUCAGUCUUAGGUACCCACAAUUUCUAUUCCCCCUUAAAUAUUAAAUGACUAUUUUUCAAAGAA
Arvicola amphibius (Eurasian water vole) is the source of this 5407-nucleotide messenger RNA. It is a transcript of the gene Usp7, whose product is annotated as ubiquitin specific peptidase 7. Bases 388 to 3399 code for a protein of 1003 amino acids. Gene Ontology annotation, cellular component: nucleus; cytosol. The record is from RefSeq and is a predicted model, not a curated record. Gene Ontology annotation, biological process: regulation of protein stability; protein deubiquitination. The transcript is spliced from 31 exons. Gene Ontology annotation, molecular function: cysteine-type endopeptidase activity; protein binding; cysteine-type deubiquitinase activity. NCBI's taxonomy places the organism in Eukaryota, Metazoa, Chordata, Mammalia, Rodentia, Cricetidae.